Aspergillus clavatus NRRL 1 is the source of this 1113-nucleotide messenger RNA. RefSeq names its product sn-1,2-diacylglycerol cholinephosphotransferase. Gene Ontology annotation, biological process: phospholipid biosynthetic process. The transcript has 4 exons. The record is from RefSeq and is a predicted model, not a curated record. The coding region runs from base 1 to 1113 and encodes 370 amino acids. Lineage: Eukaryota; Fungi; Ascomycota; Eurotiomycetes; Eurotiales; Aspergillaceae. Gene Ontology annotation, cellular component: membrane. Gene Ontology annotation, molecular function: phosphotransferase activity, for other substituted phosphate groups.
AUGGUCACGCUGUUGGGAUUCCUUUUCAUAGUUGGUAACGUGAUGCUCAUCGAGAUCUUCAUGCCAGAUCUCAUUGGACCGGGCCCUUCCUGGCUAUACUAUAGUUUCGCUCUGGGCAUGUGGAUGUAUUCGACAUUGGACAAUGUCGACGGCAAACAAGCGCGAAGGACUGGAACGUCCAGUGGACUCGGAGAGCUGUUCGACCAUGGCAUCGAUUCCCUUAACUGCACUCUCGCGAGCUUGCUAGAAACGGCCGCCAUGGGCUUCGGUUCGACUCAGCUGGGAGCUUACACAGCCCUUGUUCCUUGUCUUGCAAUGUACUUUUCGACUUGGGAGACAUACCACACGCACACCCUCUACCUCGGCUACAUCAACGGUCCCACAGAGGGCUUACUCGUUGCGAUUGGAAUUAUGAUUGCUUCGGGAUACUUUGGUCCCCAGAUAUGGUCGCAACCCAUUGUUAGAUUCCUGAAUUACCCGCAGAUCUUCGGCAAUUACUCGGUGAAAGAUGUCUGGGUGCCUUUCCUUCUGCUGACAUUCUUUGUCGGGCAUCUGCCAGGGUGCGUCUUGAAUGUCAUCGAGGCUCGCAGGAAGCAGGGUCUCCCGGUGUCCUCAAUCUUCAAGGAGUGGGUGCCAAUGAUUGUCUUCACCGCUUGCAACAUGGCCUGGCUCUUCUCCCCCUACUCGACGCUGCUGGCUCAAAACCGAUUGGUCCUGUAUUGUUGGACCAUCUCGUUUGUCUUUGGCCGGAUGACGACCAAAAUCAUCCUUGCGCAUCUGCUCAGACAGCCAUUCCCUUAUUGGACCGUUCAACUCACCCCCCUGAUUGGUGGCGCCGUGCUCGCCAAUCUGCCCCGGCUGGGUUUCCCGGCAGUCAGCGCCUGGGUCGAGCUUGCGUACCUGCGGGCGUAUCUGCUGUUUGCCUUUGUCGCCUACAUGUACUGGGCCGUCCUGGUGAUCAACCGGAUAACGACGUUCUUGGGUAUCAACUGCCUGACCAUCCGGAAAGACCGAUCCAUGGCCCGGGAGCAGGCUUACCGCAGUUUUGGGGAGGAGACCCUGGAGGAGCCGAAUUCGACUGAUCCUCUCAAGGGCGGUAUCAAGCACCACUGA